AUUGAGAAGAAAUUCAAAGAUGACUCAAAUCAUACUAUCGGAGUGGAAUUUGGUUCAAAGAUAAUAAAUGUAGGUGGUAAAUAUGUAAAAUUGCAGAUAUGGGACACAGCAGGACAAGAGAGAUUCAGCUGAUGUGGAGCUGUGAGAUGCAGAGCCAUUUCUACCCCACUCCGGAUGUACUGUCUCAGGUCUGUAACAAGAAGUUACUAUAGAGGUGCCGCAGGUGCUUUGCUUGUUUAUGACAUCACCAGCCGGGAAACUUACAAUGCACUUACUAAUUGGCUGACGGAUGCAAGAAUGUUAGCAAGUCAAAAUAUUGUGAUAAUACUGUGUGGAAACAAGAAGGAUCUUGAUGCAGAUCGUGAAGUUACUUUCUUAGAAGCAUCCAGAUUUGCACAAGAAAAUGAGCUGAUGUUUCUGGAAACAAGUGCACUAACAGGGGAGAAUGUUGAAGAGGCCUUUGUACAAUGUGCAAGAAAAAUACUCAAUAAAAUUGAAUCAGGUGAAUUGGAUCCAGAAAGGAUGGGCUCAGGUAUUCAAUAUGGCGAUGCUGCCUUGAGACAGCUGAGAUCACCACGUAGAGCACAAGCCCAAAGUGCUCAAGAAUGUGGAUGUUAAGAAAACUGAACAAAAAAGUCCUGAACGCUCAUUUUAGAUGCAAGAGCUGUCCGUGCAAAUGGUGUUUGGAGAAACAGACUGACAAAGCUUGAAGGCUAUGCAGUUUUUUAAAACAUCUUCCCCACUGUAUAUAACCAGAACAGGCCACUGCUGGAAAAAGAGUACUGUAGGGUAAUAUGCAGAAGUGUGCACAUGACACAGCAGACUGCAAAACAAACCUAAAUAUUCAGUGGACAAUACUAAACUCAUACCUGUAAGCAUUUUCUGUUACAUUCUUUUGUCCCCUCAACUUCACUUCAGAGUAUUACUGUAUCCUGUAUAUAAUGUAACAGUAAAGUUCCAAAGCAUGAUACACUUAUGUAUGAUAGAAUGUUGCACUAAAAGCAAUUUAAUAUUUUAUUUUUUUUAUCAUAACUAAAAUUUAACUGUGAGGUAGGCUUUAUCAUGUUUGUGUUUAUUGCACAAUCAGUUGUAUUUAUGACCUGAAAUACAAAGCCACUGGCAUUGACUGUCAGUGAUUUUUUUUUUUUCUCCACCUUCCCCCCUUCCUCCCCCACUCCCUUCACUCUGCCACUUCUAUAAAGUGUUUACAUGAUCCAUUCUGCAGUACAGUUAAGGACUUAAGUUUACGAAUCCGUCAUGUUUGGAAAGGACAUUUUUAAUGAAGUACAUCUGCCCUGUUUUCUGACAAUUCUUAAAUAAAUGUAUGUCAAAAAGUGUUCUGUCAAACUUUGUAGGUUAACAAGUGUUGCAGCUAAGUCCCUGAAAUGACAGCUGUUUGACAUUUAGAUCUUGAGAGGUUUUUUUCUUUUUCUCUGUGCUGGUUUGCUAUGUAGAAAGGGGGUCAUGGAGAUUGUUUGUCUGUGUGUUUUGCAUCCCUGAAUGUUUUUUGUCUGUGUUGCGAUUCUAGUGCAGUGGGAUGACUUGGAGGACCAUCGCUGUAGGAGUUCUUUUUUGUGCUAAUCCCCCUAGGUUACACUUCUCUCUUAUACUAUGUAUAAUCAUUAACUCGGGAGGCAUGGCUGGGCAGUUCUGCUCCCUGGACGGCAGCAGCACAUGUGGCAGUAGCUGGGUUGCCACAGCCAGCAUUAGUGGUCACUUUUUGUGCUCCCCUCUGAAGUCGGCACCCAGGGCUGGUACCCUGUUCACCACCUCCCUCCAUUAGCUAUAUUAUUGGAUUAACUAAGCAAUCUACUGUAAAAAGAAGGUUGCUGAAUCUGUAUCUGCAGAGUUCAUUUGGAAGCAAAGCGUUUCAACCAUACAAUGCAUAAGAAGUAAAAUCAAUGACCCUGAAUGUGUGAAACUUUCAAAUUAUUAGGGUUUAUUUUAAAAUGCUUUUAUAGUAUUUGCCUAGCAUAAAUGUAAAAAGUAUCAUUCCACCUAGCCUCUUGUGAUCCAUCUUCUACAUAUUUCCCCUACCAGCAUGGUAUGGAGUGCCAUCCUUCCUGUCUCCAGGCCCCACUGAAGCUACUUCAUGAUGUUGGGGAUUAAUUUAUAUGAGAAGAGAGUGGCUGCAUGUGGGGGUAGGGUUUUUUUUGUCUUAUUCCCCCACCCCCUAAUACCACCAGAACAUUCAACCUGAUGGAUUAGCUUUAGCAUGAAGGUGCUAAGCAUUCUUUGGAAUAUCCCUCUCACCCCUUUUAUGGUGGGAAAAGGAUUUGUGGUAACAGUUGCCACUGGAAAUUCUGACCUCUUGGCAUUUGAAGCUGUAAUGAAGAGGUAGGAAAAGGCUGAAGAGUUGGAAAUGGCACAAGUCCCCGACUGUGUCUACCUUACUGUCUGGCUAGGGGUGUGCGUGUUAGGAAGUGAGGGAAACUGCAGCUUUGUAUUGCAAGUUAAGGACCUGUAGAACAGAGUGGGUAUUUCCGGGCAUGCUUAAAGGUGAUGCUUAAUGGUGAAAAAGGGCACAGAGAGAUCCUAAUUAUAUUACUAAAAAUCCAGAGUGACUGCAUUGACCUCGGUCCUAGCUGGAAAUGAUGUCACUUGAGAAAUCGGAACACGCACAAAAAAUGGUUCCACUCAGACAAGACACCUAUAUUGGAAUGUCAAGGGCAAAGACUGCUUUAUUCUAUGGUCUAUAUGACCUGUCUCUAAUUAAGCAACAUUUUGGGGUAGCAUAUGUGUGUUUCAGGGCUAAAGCAGAAAUGGUGCUAUACUUCCAGGGGCUGAUGCUAGCACAAAAACAAACCUAGAGUGGGGAGAUCUUUUAAUGUUGAUGUAAUGCUUGGCUUAAAUACAGUCUUUCUGAGGCAAGAGAUUUGUCAAUUCCCCCUCCUCCCCCCCCCAAAAAAAAAAGUAGGCUGUGGGUCUCUCUAAAUUAGCAGCAUCAAAUCAAAAGAAUUCAGUGUAAGCCCUUGUCAAAGAUUUGUGCUGGAAAACCUAGCUUGCAGGCCAAGGCUUUUGAUCAUGUCCCCUCUCUCCAUAUAAUGGUCAGCAUGCAUUAUUGGACUGGAACGCCUGCUGAAUAUGCUGUAUACAAUGUAGCAUGCAUGUUUAUUACACACUUGACCAGACCCGCUCCCAAGCAAUGUUCCUUUCCAGGUAUAGUUUGACAUGAUUAAGCUAACUAAGUGCUACAUUUACCAGAGCCUCGAGUAACUCCAGAGGAACUUAUUAAAUAAAUAUCUGCCUUGAUCCCAUCUCCUGGAUUGUCUUCCUUAUUUAGCAUCUGGAAGUGGCCAUCUCCCCUGUUACUCCAUUUCCUCUCCCAGAAUAGAGAAAGUAACUGGUACUUCAGACUCCCAAAACUAGGAAGCAUUGAUACAAUCCCAGACUUGAAAGACCCUGGCUGUAGCUUUGAUUUUUUUUUUUUUUUAAAUCUACUCCUUUGGGAGGAAAGUCUGUCUAUGGGCAUUUCCCUAUAAGAGCUUCCUGCCACUUUCUUGAAGAUGGGAGAACUUCCUUUCCCUGUUUGUUCUGCAGCCUCUAGGCAAGAAUGGAUGUGGGGAAACAUUUUGGCAAGUGUCAGGGUUUUGCCUUAGCAUCACAAGUCACUUUUUGAACAUGGUGAGGAAGGGUAAAUUUGCCUAUUCCUUAGCUCUGACGUAGCACAAGCCAAGACCUCUCUUGCCAACAUCACCAUUCUUAAAUAUUAUGGUGGUUAUAGGGCAUUUUGAUUAACUAGUUAUUCUCAUUCUCAGUCCGCUCAGUUGAUGGGAGGGAGAAAGUGUUGCUUACCUAAUGGACUUUUGUUUCACCUUCAUGUUUCUGUCACCUUUGGUCUCUAGUUUCACUUCUUCCCCUUCUCUUUCCUUCACUAAUCUUUACUUUCCUCCUCUCUUAUAAUGUAAUCAUUCUCUGCAUUUGCAAAUGUGAGUUUUGUUUUCAAAAUGAUCUUAAGUAACAAGUGAUCCAGCUUUAAAUCUGGAAUGGUAGAAACGAUGCCUCCUAAUCUUCCCUCCAGUCCUUUGCAUACAAGAGUAGCCAUCGGUUAUACCCACUCUGCUUGACAAUUUUUGGUCAUUUUUCUGGAAUGAAAAAUAAGCUAAGCACAGUUCUUUGUACCAAGUGUCUUAAUCUCAUAUAUCCCUUAUGUGUGUUAAAAAGUAGCUUUGUUACAAUGAGUUCAUUAUAUAUACUUGAUAUCAACAUCUAAGUGUUUCUAAAAAUAAAGCAGAUCCAUGCAGUCUGAGCGCACAUUAACACAGUUAAAGUGCAUGAUUUAUCUGUCAGAUUACUGUGCUUCAUAUUUCACUUUAAUAACAUGUUGAUAAUAGGUUAAACUAACAUUGUUUUAUGCUGAAUACAACCACCACUGGGAAAAAAAACUCUUCAUGAUGGAAGAGGUGUAGUUUAUAAUUGUGAAAUGGUAUGUGAUCUAGACUCUUCAAUUUUAUGCCUGUAAGGCUAGAAAUUUAAUUUUUUACUCUUAAUUUAAUGGUUUAUGCAAUAAAUAAAAUAUUGGCAAGUUUAAAUGGUAAAAUAAUCCCCUCCCUUUGUAUGUGUGUGCAUUCCACUAUGAUGAAGUCCUUACUCUAAUUGACUUACCAAAGCAAGAUGGCCUAGCAAAGCUUUAUAGAAACUAUGCCAGGCAACUGAAGUCUAGACUUGGUUGUUCUUUACGGAGGUUUUUAAUUGUUCGAGUUGUUUUAAAGAUUUAUAUAUUUUACAAAACCCUUUGUCUUAACUUUUAAUGAGUCUGUUGCUGGACUGUGCCAGUACAUCUGACACUUGUAUCUAAUCUUGAAUAAAGAACUCUCUGGAUAUCA
Alligator sinensis (Chinese alligator) is the source of this 4826-nucleotide messenger RNA. RefSeq names its product RAB4A, member RAS oncogene family (gene RAB4A). Gene Ontology annotation, biological process: regulation of endocytosis. Gene Ontology annotation, molecular function: GTP binding; GTPase activity. The transcript has 8 exons. Gene Ontology annotation, cellular component: postsynaptic recycling endosome. The coding region runs from base 175 to 618 and encodes 147 amino acids. The record is from RefSeq and is a predicted model, not a curated record. NCBI's taxonomy places the organism in Eukaryota, Metazoa, Chordata, Crocodylia, Alligatoridae.